AAGCUAAUUGAUUAAGCUUCGUUUGACAUUGCAAAAAAUCUGUUUUUGCAAAUUAAUCAUCUUGCUCGAAUGCUCUUUCUUUGCAGUUCUGAUUUCUGAGAGCUUCUUUUUCAUCUCAACUAAAACGUCCAUGCCCUGAUUAUCUUUUGGUAGUUGAUUUGGUUAAACUUGCACGGCAAGAACAACGACAGCGAUUCAACUGUCUCAUAACAACUUGAGCUCAUAAGAUAUGGGGGUUCAAGAUUUAUGGGUGAUCAUCAUUGUUUUGGUGUUUUGCUUCCAAGCUCGGGGUCUGAACUCUCAGAACCUGACAUGCAACCAGAAUGAUUUGAAGGCAUUGGAGGAUUUCAUGAGAGAAUUGGGACAGGUGAUUGAUGGGUGGGGCACAAAUAUCUCUUCCAAUUGCUGUGGAUGGACAGGGAUAACAUGCAAAUCUUCAUCUUCACUUGGGCUGAGCAAUGUUCCUGAUACCAACAGAGUUGUAAAGUUGGAGCUUGGCAAGAUGAGGCUAGCGGGAAAACUCUCUGAAUCAAUAGGGAGUUUGGAUCAGCUAAGGACCCUCAAUCUCUCUACAAACUUCCUCAAAAGUUCUCUUCCUUCAUCACUGUUUCAUUUGCCAAAUUUAGAGGUCCUAGACUUGAGCAACAACGACUUUUACGGUCCUGUUCCGGAUACUAAUUUGCCUUCAAUCAUAGACCUUGUUAUUUCUGAGAAUUCCUUGAAUGGUUCGCUUCCUGAUGGUAUUUGUGGGAAUUCUUCUGCAAUAAAGUUGUUGAAUCUGGCCGUGAACUACAUCUCUGGUAAUCUUCCUGAUGGGCUUCGGAAUUGUAGUUCCUUGGAAUACCUCUAUCUGGGCACAAAUAAUCUUACCGGCGGUAUAACUGAGAGCAUAUUGCAGCUGCAAAAAUUGACUGAGUUGAAGCUUGAAGAUAACAAGCUUUCCGGGCUGCUGAACGAAGGAAUUGGUAAUCUCACUAACCUUGUUCGUUUAGAUAUAUCCACAAAUAUGUUUUCAGGAACUAUCCCCGAUGUUAUUAGAAACACUGGAAAGUUGCAGUUUUUUGUAGCUCAUUCGAAUAGAUUCAAUGGUACUAUACCCUCCUCCUUGACAAAUUGUCCAACUCUUACUUUGCUAAAUGUGAGAAACAAUACCUUGGAGGGUCCAAUAAAUAUUAAUUGUUCAGUGAUGGUUAAUUUAACCUCGAUUGAUUUAGGUUCUAAUCGAUUCAGUGGGUCUAUUCCUGAUAACCUUCCAUCCUGUCAAAGUUUGAACAAUAUAAAUCUUGCCCGGAACCAUUUCAUUGGUCCAAUACCGGAAAGCUUCAAAAAUUUCCGUAGUCUGUCUUACCUAUCUCUUUCAAAUUCUAGCAACACUAAUCUUUCUUCAUCUCUAAGAGUCUUACAGCAAUGUCGAAACCUUACUACUUUGGUUUUUAGCUUGAACUUCCAUGAUGAAGAGUUGCCUGCAUAUCCUACUCUGCAUUUUGAUAAGCUAAAGGUGCUUAUUAUUGCUAAUUGUAGACUAAAAGGUUCAAUACCACAGUGGUUGAGUAAUAGCAAGCAGUUGCAGCUGUUGGAUUUAUCAUGGAACUGCUUGGGUGGACCUGUUCCGGCAUGGUUUGGCAAUUUUGGUUCUCUUUUUUACCUGGACAUAUCAAACAACUCAUUUACUGGUGAGAUUCCGAAAAAUAUAACUGAAUUAAGAAGCCUCAUUGAUAGGGAAGUCUCAUUGGAAGAACCUUCCCCAGAUUUCCCUUUGUUCAUGAAGAGGAAUGUCAGUGCAAGAGGGUUUCAGUAUAAUCAGCUUGAGAGCUUUCCUCCAACAAUCGACUUGGGUAAUAACAAUCUUAGUGGUCCAUUAUGGCUGGAGUUUGGGAAUCUGAAAAAGCUCCAUGUUUUGGAUCUUAAAUUCAACAAUCUAUCCGGACCUAUCCCAUGUAAUUGGUCAGGAAUGGCCAGCUUAGAGACUCUGGAUUUGUCACAUAACAAGCUCUCUGGAAUAAUUCCUCCUUCGUUGGUGAAACUUAGCUUUCUGUCCAAGUUUAAUGUUGCAGACAAUCAAUUGCAUGGGCAGAUCCCUGAUGGAGGUCAGUUUCCAACCUUCCCCACUUCAAGCUUUGAAGGAAAUAAUCUUUGUGGUGUUGGCCAUGACCCCCCUUGUAAAUCAGAUAAGCAAACUCCUACUCAGCAACUUAAUAAAGCGAAACCAAGCAGAGGCUUCAUUUUUGGAAUGACUAUAGGGAUUGUAUUUGGGAUGGCAUUAGUUCUUGCACUCAAGCAGAGGCGUCAUUGUUAGAUGGCCAAUUCUUCUCUGCAUGCUGGCUGGAAAUAUCUUGGUUAGAUUCUUACAUUUAUGAACUGUUACCUUUUCCAAUUUGCAAAAAGAAUCUGCAGUGAGUUCAUAUUGCCAUAUCAUCUAAAAUUUAGCCAAGCGAAUAAUCUCUAGACUGUUCAAGCUAGAAAAUGAAACCUGCAACGUACAAACCCCAAUCGAGGAGUCAAAAAUAUUUUUGUAUAAACUCCCAAUAGAACAUAAAGUUGCAAAUAUAUAAACCUCAAUAUAUUGAAACUAGAUUAGUAAGCGAAAAAGGAGA
Messenger RNA from Ziziphus jujuba (common jujube), 2594 nucleotides. Its product is annotated as phytosulfokine receptor 1-like. The record is from RefSeq and is a predicted model, not a curated record. Gene Ontology annotation, molecular function: protein binding. The transcript has 2 exons. The coding region runs from base 230 to 2296 and encodes 688 amino acids. Lineage: Eukaryota; Viridiplantae; Streptophyta; Magnoliopsida; Rosales; Rhamnaceae.